This is a messenger RNA of Cydia pomonella (codling moth), 9667 nucleotides long. RefSeq lists its product as uncharacterized. Gene Ontology annotation, cellular component: lysosome. Gene Ontology annotation, molecular function: cysteine-type endopeptidase inhibitor activity; cysteine-type endopeptidase activity. The record is from RefSeq and is a predicted model, not a curated record. Lineage: Eukaryota; Metazoa; Arthropoda; Insecta; Lepidoptera; Tortricidae.
CUUUCGGUUAGUCAGUGAUGUCAAUAAAAGCGCAAAAUAUUAUUGAAAUCGUCUGAAUCACGCAUUUCAUUUCACAUUCAUCGUUCGCGUAAAUCGCAAUGGUCGUUUGUUAAGCUUGCAUCAUGCGUCGCACUUACUGUGCAGUUUUUUUUAUUAAGUGCAUUUUAAUUAACUUUUGCUUAGGUGAGCUAAGCAUUGAGAAAAAAGAACAAGUGUUGAAUGGCUUCAUAAAUUCGUUGAAUAAUCUACCCGAUCAGCUUUAUACUUAUGAAGAAGGAGUGCUCUUAGAAGCCGAGAAGACGAAUGAUAACACAUAUAAGGUCUGUGCACGGCUCAAAGUCAGUGACAUCCACAAUGUGGAUUCCGUCAAGAUAUUGCGUUGCAGAGGUGAACUAGUACAGAAUGAGGAUAAUGUACUGGUCGUACAACAAGGGCACGAUUGUGCAGAGGAGCAAGAUACUGGCACUAGGCAAGAUGUCGAGUUGGGAGUUAGUGGUGAAGACCCUACAACAGAAUCUUCUGGUUAUGAUGGGCCUGUGAAGCUAUAUAAUGAAGUACAACAGCCCAAUGCUGAGGUGACAUCAGGCGAGCAGUUCGUCGCGAUCCCUCGAGCGAGCCCCAGCGUCCCAUGCAUCGGCUGCGCGUCCCAUGUAGACACCACCGCAGCCGGCGUGCCUGAACUGGCCAACCUUGGCAUCCGACAUUUAGACCUCCACGACCCGGCCAAGCAUGUGCUCAGAUCUGUUGUUGAUGUAGAGAGACAGGUUCAGGUAGUAAAUGGUGUCCGCUACAUACUCACCCUGCUUGUCGAUUACGACAAUUGCACGGCGCCUGACGCCGCGCCUUGCCUAGUGAGUAUUCCAUGCAAAAUUUCCAUCCUCGAAAAACCAUGGAAAAAGUUACCAGACGGCUCAAAGUACCGAGCUAUACUAGCCAACAACUGCACUGCUGAAUGGUUAUUUGGUGACGAAGGCGAGGUGCUACCCGUUCUUGAAAAUAAUGAAAACAAUGAAAUUCACCCAGACCCCAAUGCCGAUCCUGAUGCUUUGAAAGUUAUUCAUAAUUUAGAUGUGCAAGCGCGUCCUAAUCAAGAAAAUGCUAAUGCUGAUGAUGUUUUGAAAAAUAUAGAAGACCAAAUUAUUCCGCUCAGUGAAUUUGAAGCAUCUGGACACCGCAUUGAAGCAACUACAACAGAAAAAAUAACGCUACCACAAGAAACUGCCGAGCAGAUUCACGCAGACGAAAUACAAAGAAAUUAUAAUGAAAAUGCGGCCAUCGGACAGCAGUCCCAAACGAGUGAAACUAACUCUUUAUUAAGCGUAGACAAGAAGAAAGCGAUUGAUGAUCUAAUGCAAUAUUUUGAUUUAAAUAGCUUCCAAAAACCGGAAGUUACUAGUGAUCAUCACAGAGAAAGAAGAAGUUACGAUGAUGAUUCAAAAGAUUCAAUGCUUGCGAAUAAUCUUCAGAAUUUAAAUGCCACAAAUAUCGCAUUCAUUACAAAAUUGGCCCGAAAAAUGGUUGCUUACUUAAAUAAAGUAGAUAUGGUUAUACAAAACAGAGUUUUGGCAGAUGUAUUACUCGCGGAAAACGAAUUUGUGAAUAGCCAGCAUUACUUCUACUUACGAGCGUCAGUAACCAUUCCCUGCAACAAAUCUCAAUGUAACGAUAAUGAGAACGUAAAAGAAAUUUGCAGCGGUUCUGUAGAAGCUACCGAAGAAAACACUCCUAGGAUACUAAAUGCAUUCUGUUAUGAAGCAGAAAAUCAUUUUAACAAAGAAAAAAAAAUUUCGGUGGACGAUCCUAUACUUGUCGAUCUAGUUAAACCUGCUAUAGAAAAAAUCGAAUCAGAAUCUCCUAAAGAUAAUGCGAUUAAGUUAAUAAAAAUUCUAGAUGCAACUACAAAAAAGAUCUCUGGGACAUUAACAAGGAUCACCUUGUCCCUUAAAUAUACAAAUUGUAAGAAAUCGCAGGAUUUUUACAAUCGAAUGAACUGCAGUAUAAUUGAAGACAUGGGCUCUAAUAUCUGUCAAGUGGAUAUACACGAAAUACAUGAUGAUAUGCAAAUUAAUUACGUGUGCACUAAAAGAAGCGCACGCGAAGAUUUCUCGGAUUCAGAGCAAGUUGAUUGGAAAACUGGAAACGUUGAUCCGAAAAUUCGUAACAUUGUACAAGAAGCUUUAAAGAACCUUGAACAUAAAACAGUUGCAAUUCGAAAACUAAAAGUAGUUGACGUAAAAUCAGUUUCGACUAAACUUGUUGACGGUCUGUUAACUAAAGUCGCCUUUUCCGUCGGAUAUACAAAUUGUCUUAAGCAUAAGAAUGUAGAUGUUAAUACCUGUGAAUUACUGCAAAAUACACCAAUUCACGAGUGCGUAGCGCAAGUAUGGGAUAGACCAUGGCUAGCAGAUAGUAGGCAAAUAAAUGUUAAGUGUGAAAAGGAUUCUGACAGACAUUUAGAUAUUGAAAACAAUGAGAUCACCGUGUUUAGAAAAAAACGAUCUCACUUUGUUGGAGGUGAAAAUGAGAAAAACCCUAAUGAUCCUCUCUACAAAAAAUUAGCAGAUGAAUCUAUAAAACAACACUUAGCAUCCAAUAACGGUCUUCAAGUCAGUGUAAAAGAGCUAAAAGUAAAGCGAGUAGUCACUCAAGUAGUUGCAGGAACUCUAACUAAAAUUGAUUUCGAUGUAAUCGCUGCCGAUGGCGAAAUAUUCAGCUGCCAUUCUAAGGUUUGGGAACGGCCUUGGCUUAAUAAGAAAGAAAUUAACGUGACUUGUGAUUUUAAUAAACAGAAAAAUAGAGCUAAAAGAAGUUUAUCUGGCGGCAUAACAGAAGCAAAUCCUGAAGACCCAAAAUACAGAAAAUUAGCUCAAGAAUCUUUAGACAAGUAUCGUGCGACUCUUGUUGGUGGCCAACUUAAUGUCAAAGAACUGAAAGUAACCAAAGUUGUAACACAGGUAGUUUCUGGCAUAAAAACAUCUAUUGACUUCACUAUAUUCCCUACCAACGGUGAUGAAAUAACGUGCCAUUCUGAGAUUUGGGAACGGGCGUGGCUUAACAAGAAGGAAAUAGAUGUAAAAUGUGGAUUGAAGGGCCGAGAAAAGCGUGAAAUAUUUCACGACAACCUGAAGCAAUAUAAACAAGGAUCUCCAAUUGAACUGGAUGCAAGAGAGCCACAGUUCAAAUUAUUAGCGGUCGAGUCUUUACAAAAGUAUGUAGAGAUGAUAAACAGCACAGUACAUCAUGAAGUUGUCGAAGUAAAGAAGGUGAUUUCCAAGGUAGUUGCAGGGAAACUCUACGAAAUAGAUUUCACCGCAGUUCCUACUACAUGUUCAAUGUAUGAGGCUAAACCAGGAAAUUGUAUCGCUCUUAACGACACUCUUUUGUCUUGUCAUGCACAAGUCUGGGCUCGCCCUUGGUUGAAAUCAAACGAGAUUGAUGUCAUCUGUAAAGUCGAUGAUACUAAAGUUGAAGAAGAAGAAGACGAUGAUCAUGAAAAGAAGCGCACAUUACACCCAUGGCAAGAAAAAAAUGGUAAAGAACUAAACAUUCUUGCUCAAGAGGUAUUGCAAACGUAUGAAAAACAGUCUAACUCAAUGUAUAAACAUAAAAUAAGAAAUAUUGGGAAAUCCUUUGAGCAAAUUAGUGAUGGUAUUUUGACCACUAUUGAAUUUUAUGCGUCACCCACGCAAUGUUUAACUGUUGAUGAAACUAACGUGGAUGACUGCCAGAUAAAGCAACCCGAAGUUGUAAAAUUGUGCAGUUCGAUUGUACGGGAGCGCACAUGGAUAUACUUUAAAGAUAUAAAGGUGUCGUGUAAAAAUGUAAAAGCUACUAAUUUAGUCUCACUAAGUUGGGACGAAGAAAUACCAAGCGCGGGAGUCAAAUACGCCGGCAGACAUAAAAGAGACGUAAUUGGAGAUGAUGACGAUAAUUACAUGGAUGAUGAAAUGAAAUAUUAUUAUGCCAAUCGUGCUAUGCAACAUCUUAACCAACGCAGUGACAGUCAUAACUUACAGAAAAUGAUUACCAUUCAUUCUCUUGAUGUCUCCAAUCAGAUGGGUGCACGAAUGAUACGUAUGUACAUCGAAACGGCUUUGACAUUCUGUGUUCGUCAUCAACUAGGGCGUGUCGAUCUCGCCCAGUGUGAUGAAAUGGAAGGUCUGGCGCACAAAUUGUGUCACGUCAGGCUAUGGCCCUCUCUCAAUGAUGAAUUGAUUAUUCGGCAUGUGGUUGUAGUUUGCGACGAUGAUAGUGACUUUUCUUCGGUGACUGGAUUCGAGACAUCUAAAUUGAUAGCGGCCUCGUUGCGAAAGCUGGAAGAAUCACCUAAAGUAAAAUUCAAAUUAGUCCAUCAAGGAGAGCCAUACGUAAUGCCUACACUCAGCUCGAGAUUCCCUAUUAAAUUGAAUUUUGUUGUUCUAAGGACUAAUUGCACUAAAGAUAUAGAUGUGUUUAAACAUCGACAAAUGUGCUUUGUAGAUUCUACUACACCAGCUACGUCGUGCGAAUCUAAGAUAUAUCUUUCUCCCAAUAGCAAGGACAUCAAAGAUAUUACAGCUUGGUGCUCUCCAACUCGCAGGGAACGAAGAGAUGUCAGCUUUGGCCCAGCUAAAUCGAAUAGCGAGGAUGCUAUCAUUGCUGAACUAGUUGAAGCAUCACUGGAAAAACUUGAAACAUCGUCGCUGCACAGAUAUAAACAAAGGGCAUUGAAAAUCAAUAGUUACUCAACUAAAAUCACAAGAGGACGAGAGACCACAAUAGAUUUUGACGUCGGAUAUUCAUCUUGCUUAAAAUAUGAGUCCAUCAAGAAUAUAAGUAAUUGUGAAUUCCUCGAGCACCUUCCAAUAAGGCAUUGCAUAUCCCGUGUCUUCGAAAGGCUGUGGGUGGAAAACGGUAAAAAUAUUGAAGUAGUUUGCGAAGAUGAUGAGACCCCGUUAGAAUCUCAAAUGGAAUUCGAAAACGCUGAUACAGCUAAUCAAAUUGCAAACGAAGCUUUAAAACACAUAGAAGCUAAAUAUCCUAAUGCAAAGAGGCUUCAAGUUGUUAGGAUAUUUUCUCUACAGAAGCAAACUAUAGCUGGGAUUCACUACAGGUUAAAAAUGGAAGUUGGCGUUACAGAUUGUCCCGCGUUAAGUCUUAAGACAGACUGCAAGUUAGUUGAUGGAUUCGAAAAUAACAAGUUCUGUCGUGUCAACGUGUGGAUUAGGCCUUGGACGGAUCACCCUCCAAAUUUCCGCGUUAUUUGCGAUUAUCAAGAAAGCGAGACCGCUGAAGUGUACCAUAGAAUGCAAGCUGAACACCUUUUCGCCAACUUCCUCGCAACAUAUAGGCCAGAUUACAUGGACGAUUACAAAGAAAUGUCGAGGAGGUUCAAGAUAUUCAGAGCUAACGUUAGAAAGGUUCACGAGUUGAACAUUCACGAAAGAGGAACGGCGACGUACGCAAUCACCCAGUUCUCCGACUUGACUACUGAGGAGUUUAGCAACAAGUAUCUGGGGUUGAAAACGAGCUUGAAGAGUGACAAUAACAUCCCCAUGAUUAAGGCGGAAAUUCCGAAGAUAGAUUUGCCACAGUCCUUCGACUGGCGCGAUCACGGCGCCGUCACGGAGGUCAAGGACCAGGGACAAUGCGGUAGCUGCUGGGCUUUCAGUGUUACAGGAAACGUGGAAGGUCAAUGGAAGCUAACCUCGGGCAAGUUGUUAUACCUGUCGGAGCAGGAGCUGGUGGACUGUGACAAGAUGGACCAGGGCUGCAAUGGCGGCCUGAUGGACAAUGCUUACAGAGCUAUAGAAGAGCUAGGCGGUCUGGAGUUAGAGAACGACUACCCGUAUGAAGCUACUGAUGAUAAAUGCGUGUUCAACAAGACCCUCUCCAGGGUGCAGAUCAGUGGUGCCGUCAACAUCUCCUCGAACGAGACGGAGAUGGCGCAGUGGCUUGUCGCAAACGGACCCAUUUCUAUCGGUAUAAACGCAAACGCGAUGCAAUUUUACGUCGGUGGCGUCUCGCACCCGUGGAAGGCGCUCUGCAGCCCCAAGAACCUGGAUCAUGGAGUGCUGAUUGUUGGCUUCGGGAUCAAAGAAUACCCGCUCUUCCACAAACACCUACCGUACUGGAUAGUGAAGAACUCGUGGGGCAAGUGGUGGGGCGAGCAGGGCUACUACCGCGUGUACCGCGGCGACGGCACGUGCGGCCUCAACAUGAUGGCCAGCAGCGCCGUCAUCUAAUAAUUACCUAAUUGGAAAACCUAUACCCCCUUAUUCAUAAACGUACGGAAAGUGGAGAUAAGGAACGAAAUCUCCAUGUACCAAAAAGAAAGUGUCAUCAAAAAACUUUAAAUAGGUGGCGCUACAAUACCUAGAGUACUUGAACAAAAAAAUCAAAUCAUAGACAGCGCAAUUCACUCCGUUAAUAACGCCUAGAUUCUCUGAUUUAGCUACUCUAGCGCUCCUCUGGAGAGAUUUGGAACUAUUAUUUAUAGCUGACGGCUGGACACUUUUGCAACAGUUCUACCAUAAGAGAUGCCACUCCUCUUAAUUCCACACUCCAUACAUAAACGUCUACUAAAGUUGACAAGCCGCUAAUAAUCGUUUGUCCCUUUCCAUCAUAAUACUAACUACUUGUACUUGUCUUACCGUUUUUAUUUCGAAACCUAUUUUGUUACUUUAGCUGUAAGUUUUCCCAAGAAAUAAAAUAAAAUAAAAAAUCAAAAUAAAAUCAUACCAAUACGUCGGAAAGCGACAAACGAUUAUUAGCGGCUUUGUUAACUUUAGUAGACGUUAAUUUUUAACAAGCAGAAACGUCUGUGAACGAUGCUAUUAAGCUUGGAAUAAAUUUAAAAGUGGAAAAAUUACUGUCUGGGGUGUGACUUGAACUCACGGCCUCUAGAUCGAUACUCCAACGCUCUGCCAUCUGAGCCACCAAGACCUCAUCCAUAGGCAGCAAAUUUUUCCACCAUACGGCGAUCAAGUCUCACCCAAGACAGUAAUUUUUCCACUUUUAAAUUUAUUCUAAGUUUAGUAGACGUUUAUGAAUAAGGGGGAUAGUCAGUAAAGAAUGUUGUUAGUACAUUAACUUGUACAAACGAUUAGUACUGGACAUAGAGAAAUAUAAGUUAAGAAAGAGUGGUAACUCCAUACAUCAGUUUUCUUACCAAAACGCGAGUUAUUUCGUAGUUGACAUCUAACGUCUAGUAGUGGAUUUAUCAGUACUGAUACUUGACACUAGAUGUCACAAGUGUCGUGGGUGACGAAAAAUGUAUUGCCAAAACAAUCUACAACUACUUAAUAUUACAAGCAGAAGGAGUUCAAAAUAGAGUUCCAGUUAAUCCGGUUAUAAUAUUAGCUGAAAAUUGUUGAGCAUUAGAGUUUUCGUUCGUCGCGACAUCUAUUGUCUACUAGCAGUACUGUAUAAAUUCCGCUACUUGACGCUAGAUGUCGAGCUACUCUUUCUUUACUUAUAUUUCUGUAUGGUACUGGAUUGCGAGCUUUUGAGGUGUACGGGUUCUGCCGUUACCGUGGCCAAGGCCCGUGGUCAUCAGGAUGGCAAGCGGUGACGAUGUGUAGCUACUUUUAUAUUUUACACGGUUAACUGACAAUUCGUAAAACAUAUUGCAAAAAUAUAAGAUUCAUCGAUGAUCAAUUGAUCAGUGUUGUUAGUAUAUUGACUUCAACAAACGUCUAGUACUGGAUAAUUAGCUGUGGGGCGAGAAAAGUUAAUUAUGCACAGAUUUUACGCCGACAAAUUGUAGCAAUCUGACGUUUAUAGUGGCACUCUCACAUUCUGUCACUUGCCGAGUGGGUGUAGAGUAAUACAAGUCUGAAUCUAUGUACGAAAAACUAUAUCCCAAAUCCAAGUACUAAAAUAUCGUUUUACUAUUUAUUCAGCAAUACGUAUAUCUAGUAUAGUCGACGUUAAAGCCAUUUUUAACAUUUUGCACCCUAAUUCAUUGCAAUUAGCAUGUAUGUAAUUUCGAUCGCUAAUACAAAAUGUGCCUUAGAAUACAAUCGUAGGAGUAAAGAAAAAUUGGGGGCCAUCCAAGAGACAAAUCGUUUAUAGGAAAUUAUCUGAUAGGCCACGGCCGCGUGCUCAUACAAACUUAGUCCCCGUUUUCCUCUAUGGAUGUUGACAGUAUGGAAAAUGUUUUUAUAUAUUUUGAUGUGUAUUAACCAUAGCUAUGCCUAUUAAACAAGCUACAAUACACAUUGCAUCUGUCAUCCAAAAAUAUUUUUAAUGUUCAAUUGGCAAUGUGGCGUCGAUACACGUUUGUCAUUUUGGCUACGGCCCCUGAAUCACACCGACUUUGACCGAAGGGAAUUCGAAAUAGAGGUGGAUUGUCAAAGAAAACUUUGUAGCCACAGUAAAUUUACUGCCACCUUUUGACAAUGCUUAAAACUUUUAGUAUGACAUUUGACAUUGAUCCUUAUUCUUUCACUGAUGUGUUAAAUUUGUUAAAUAUAAAAAAAAGUGGUGCCAUCUUACCGGGCAUAGGCCAAAAGUUGUGGCGCCAUCGCUCGAAACGAUUCCGCCACUUCUUUGACCUUUGAUCUAUUAGAUGGCGCCACUUUUUGAUGUUUAACAAAUUUAACACAUAUCAGUGAAAGAAUAAGGAUUAAAGUCAAAGCGCGUUCUAAAAGUUGUAAUCAUGUGUUGAAAGAUGGCAGUAAAUUUACUGUGGCUAGAAAGUUUUCUUUGACAAUCCAGAUCUAUUUCCAUCUUUGCUUUGACUAAAGGUUGACCGUAUUAUUUUAUAUAAUUGAAACAUACUCAGAGUGUCAUAAAUUGUCAUUUAUUUGUUAUCGUUAAAACUCAAAUGUGUAUUUAAUAAUGUAAGUUUGUAACCGCCAAUAUGAAUAAAAUAGUCAAAAAUAUGACGCCAAAAGUAAAUAAUAUUAAAAAUGUAGACAUUGUGUUUUGUUUAAAAAUUUGACGAUGUAAAGAAAGUAAGCGCCUGUUGCUAUCUCUACCGCACGCACAUAAUUAUAUUGCUGUCACGUUUGCACAAUGUCAUUGACCGCCGGCUUCAUGGGCCCGACUGCAAUAUAAUUACGCGUGCGCGAUAGAGAUAGGCAGAUACGGGUCAAUGUACGAAAUUCCUCUUGCUAAGCGUCUUUUCUUUAGAAAUGAAUGAAUGAAUGAAUGAAAUUUAUUCCAGAAAAUUAUUUCCAUCCAAAUGUCAACCCGGUCUUCCGAAACAAAAAUUUACUAUUUAUUUCUGUGCAGGACUGAUUUUUUUUUAAAGAUUUUUCCUCGUUAUAACUAUGUUAUUUUGCUUUCUUAUGAUUUUGAAUCUUUGCUAGUCCAAAAUUAUGUCAUUAAUUUUGUUAUUAUAAUUUAAUUUAUAAGUCUUCUCUUACAUAUAUCUUUUAGAGACCGAAUAUCGGUAUUUUUUAUAUUCAUUGUGUCCCAUAAACUCUUGUAACCAAUCUUAUGAUAUAUUUACGUAACUAUUUAAACAAGAAAUAAAUACUUAUGAAUGACUGUAGUUCACUUAAGACACUCAAGAGCAAUCAGGACACUUUAUAUGGAUAAUUUAUACAAAGUGACCCGUUCUUAUUUCUCUUGGGUGUAUAUUUUGUUAAGCAUAAUAUAAAAAAAGUAAGUUAUUUAAGAAGAAACUUUUGUAUACUGGUAAUUAUGAAUCUCGUAAUAUACGAAUUUGAAAUAAAUA